Molecule: messenger RNA, 2102 nt
Organism: Notolabrus celidotus (New Zealand spotty)
Lineage: Eukaryota; Metazoa; Chordata; Actinopteri; Labriformes; Labridae
Gene: guk1a
Product: guanylate kinase 1a
Exons: 7
Coding region: 135-770 (211 amino acids)
Biological process (GO): purine nucleotide metabolic process
Cellular component (GO): cytosol
Molecular function (GO): GMP kinase activity
Source: RefSeq, a predicted model, not a curated record
UUAAUGUUUUGUCGCGCAGUGAUGACGUAGGCAGCACAGUUUUCCAUAAUGGCUAAAGCAGCAAGGAAACAACACAGAGGAGGGAGAACAUUCUCCGAAGAAGCACAGCACAUCUAGGAUUAACGGAGCACCCGAUGUACAUGAGAUACUUUUCCAGGUUAUAUUCAGCUAUGGCUGGACCCAGGCCUGUGGUAAUGAGCGGCCCGUCCGGGGCAGGGAAGAGCACGCUGCUGAAGAAGCUGAUGAAAGAAUACGCCAGCGUGUUUGGCUUCAGCGUCUCUCAUACAACAAGAAAUCCUCGACCUGGAGAAGUGAACGGGAAAGAUUAUCAUUAUGUGACACGAGAGUUGAUGCAGAAAGGGAUCGACGACGGCGAUUUCAUUGAAAACGCAGAAUUCUCCGGGAACAUGUAUGGGACGAGUAAAGCAGCUGUGCAGGACGUCCAGGCCAAAAACCUCAUCUGUAUACUUGACAUAGACAUGCAGGGUGUGAGGAACAUCAAAGUAACGGACCUCAAUCCUAUCUACAUCUCCAUCCAGCCUCCAUCCAUGCAAAUCCUGGAAAAGCGUUUAAGAGACAGAAAAACAGAGUCGGAGGAAAGCCUUCAGAAGCGAUUACAUGCAGCUAAUGUGGACAUGGAGAUUAGUAAAGAACCUGGACUCUUUGAUAUUGUUAUUAUCAAUGACAAUUUGGACGUAGCCUAUGGUCAGUUAAAACAGGCUCUUAUUGAGGAAAUCAGUAAGGUCAAGAAAGUCAGCAUGUCUUCUUAGGAGAGUGACGAGUCCUGACACACUUUUAGUCCCGUCCAGCCACUCCUCUCAAAACCACAGACCUCCUUUCAAGUUCAAGAACAUUCCCUCAGAUGGUCUUUGAAGCUCAGACAUCCCUUAGCGGAUUCAGAAAUAUGUAGAUUAGACAUGGUAUUUAGGAGUGGUUAUUCAUAACUGAUGUGUAAAAUGUGAAGUGGAACACUUCACAUUCCUAUUCUCAAUGGGAAGCAUUUUUCAUACUUGUGUUUCCAGUUGUCUGUGCUAGAUACUUCAAUAAUGCUUUGUUGUUACGUGACUGGCUUUGUAGAAAGUUUUGUUGUUUUUGUUUUGUUGGGCAGAGUUUACUCAGCGCCAACCCCAUUCCAUCAUGUGGAUAAACUUGUCUUUCAAGGGCAUGAAAGAGCGAAUUCUGAGUGACUUGGUUGGUGUAAGCUUUUUAUGCUACCUCUGUUUUGAGGUCUUUUUGUAAAACCCAUCAUAUUGUGUUGAUGAUGAAAAAGAGCAACAGAGAGUGAAACUCAAUGAUGACAGCCUGAGUUGAGGAGGGAAACUCCAGCACUAAAACUGAUUUCUAAAACAUGGUGGCUGUUUACUUUAAUGAAGUUCAAUAUAAGUCAAGUGUACUGAUGAAAUAAUAGACUAUUCCAGUAUCUUUUUACACACUUUUGUAAAAUACAGUUUGUUCUAGCUAACUCCAUUUAAGAUUGCCGUAGUUAAUGUUGUGCUUUAGAAAGAUUAGACAGAUAUAGAACAUGUUUGUUUAAAAAGGUGCACCAUAUCACUUGAAUAAAGCUUUUAAAAUAUAAUUUUAAUGUUUACUUUUUACAGUUGUACAUUUGUAAAACUUUUUUUUAAACUAUAUUAUUUGUAGCUUCACUUGUACAGUACAAUGACAGUGGACUAAAUGGACGAUUUUAACUGUUGAAGGAAAGCUAAAUGUUCUUUUUUUGAGUGUAUUAAAAAAAGAAAACACUUCUAUUUGAUUGAUCACAAAAAAAGUUACAACUCUGCUAAAGUUGCUGUUUAUUUUCCCCAACUAUAACUUUAACUUUAUAAAUUAAGUCAACACUGAUAACUUUUACUUUUAGACACCUUGCUAUAACCAUUCCUGUUAUAUAUUAUUAUAUUAUUUAAAUUGUCCACUUAACAGAAUAAAGUGUGCAAAUUUGUCUCCUUAUUUCGAUGCAUGCAGUCAUAUGGUUUGCCAUUUAACCAGCUCUUCCCAUCAUGUGCUUGUUGUGAAAUGUCAUUAUGUAUUCCUUUAAUAGGUAAAACCUCCAGCAGUGACACAGUGUCUGUUAAAACUACAAUAAAUAUGUUACAAUACUGGAA